Molecule: messenger RNA, 1556 nt
Organism: Cloeon dipterum
Lineage: Eukaryota; Metazoa; Arthropoda; Insecta; Ephemeroptera; Baetidae
Exons: 5
Coding region: 207-1187 (326 amino acids)
Source: RefSeq, a predicted model, not a curated record
ACCCAACGAGCAAGAGAGCACACUGCACAGUGAGACUGGUACCUCAGCACAUCUCGAGAGCAGUGUCUGCCGCUUUUGAAAAGGCCUCUUGUCACUUUCCACCCGCUUUUGUCUCACUCGCUGGCUGCCAGUCAGUCAGUUUUGCGUGCGACGUCGCCGAGGAUGCAUCCGCUCUCGUGAAUUUGAGGAUCGAAAUAUACCCGGCCAUGGAGAACGCGACUGCCGACGAUGAUUGGUGGGCGGACGCUGAGGAAAUGGAUUCGCUGAUGCCGGUGAGCGCCCUGCAAAACCUGGUCGACAUUCCCCUGUCCUCGGAGAGCAUCUCGAGCAUUGGCUUUCUGCCACCACCUCCGCGGCCCUCAGCAGAGAUCCUGGCGCUCGACGAGUUGGGCAGCGAAGCCUUCACGUCGAGCUGCGACCUUUGCUCUUGGGCUUGGAGCAACCCAGCCUUUGCCAUAGACCCUAAUCGAAUUUCGCCUCUUGCUCCUGUGUCGUACGGCGAGCUUGGUUGGACCCUGACACUCAUCAUUGUCGCAUUGCUCUCCGCAGUGAUUGGAGCGAUCGUCACAGUCACGAUUCUUCACUGCAGAAGAAUGAAAGGGAUUCAGUCGUCGUGCUGCAACAGUGAGGACGAGGACGAGGGGCGUACGGCGUCGUCGACGCCGGAAAAUCAAAAUCCUCAAAACCCGUUCGCCGGCGACAACAAAACGCCACCGCUGCCGUCAUCGCGGAGGCCGAGGGGCGGCUUUUGGAGCCGCCUCUUCAACAGACACCCCAUCUCGUCGAGGGGCCGCUGCGAGAGCAGUCUGCAGCGCCGCCCGCCUCGCCGCCUCUGUCCUCCGGCGCCGCCGACUAAUGAAAAUCACUACACCGUCACGGGAAGGUCAUCAGUAGACACGACAUCACACGCGGGAGAAGAAGCCCUGUACGCAGAGCUGGAAAGGGGAGCCGACCCUGCGUAUCAAAACACCGGUUACCAGAAUCCCGAGUUGGACCCUGAGGCGCCGCCGAGCGCGCCCAGCAGCGCCUACUACUCGGACCUGAGCUGCGGACCUGACAGGAUGUACGAGGCAGUGGGCGAGGGGAUGGCCACCUGGCACACUCUGGACCUCGACUCCUACCGCCACCACGACCUGAUCAUGACCACCUCCCUCGUCGCCAAGACAGUACCUUCGGACUAUAUUUAAUUUCACCUGCACGCAUGUGCAGAAAUUAAUUAUUCUUCCUGUUUGCCAUAUAUACGCAAUUAUGUUGUUAAAAUGCUUGAGACUUCGCCUGAUACAUGUUUUUUGAUAAAUGGUGUGUAGCAAAAUUUGUGAUGCAUUUUUAAAAUAUUAUUUUAUAUGUUUUAAGAGGAAAAAUGUGAUUUUGUUGAUCAUUAUGACUAACACACGACGUGAAACAGUCGGUUUAUGGUGGUUUGUUAAGUUUGAAAUUCUAGGACAUGCAUUUACUAAAAUUAAAUUAUGUUUUUCAGACUGCUUUGAUGUUAGGAUUUCACAAGCUAUUGUACUUAAUUAUGUAGGUUAAACAUAAUAAAAUCCAAUUGAGCUAUA